Molecule: messenger RNA, 1149 nt
Organism: Radiomyces spectabilis
Lineage: Eukaryota; Fungi; Mucoromycota; Mucoromycetes; Mucorales; Radiomycetaceae
Exons: 6
Coding region: 93-1034 (313 amino acids)
Source: RefSeq, a predicted model, not a curated record
UUGUGCUGAAAAUCCGUUGUUGUUCACUCCUUUUGCCGCAGAACAGCCUUUCUCUUUCAUUUAUCGUCAAUACUUUGAUUCCUGAAAACCCAAUGAAGACCCUAUUCGGUCAAAGAACAUGGGAAAACUUCAUCAAAGUUGGAGAAAUUGACGAAGUUGAUGUUUUACCAAAACCAGUGGAAAAGCUUGUGUUGGAGAUUGAGAAGACGUUGGCACUGGAAGGUGAACUAGCUUGCAUAAAGCAAUUAGCAAAGUUGAAAGCUGAACUUGUUGAUGAUUCCAUUGACUCCCUUGCGAUUCAAGUCAUUGAUGUCUAUGAAUUCAUUGUCCGCCACAUCAAAAAAUGGAAAAUCGUGCAACGUAAUCAAAUCACUGAAAUGUAUUAUUUGCAAGUAUUUCAUCAAGUCAUCAGCAUUUUACUACGAGACACGAAUCUUGUGCCCGUAAUUGGUGAGAAAGCAAGCAAAGUGACCAAGGCUGCUCGUGAAUUACAUGGCAAAUUCUUGGAUGAUUGUCAUAAGCUAAACAUCUAUGGACGAAAGGUUGAUUUGCUUCUAUCUGUUUGCGACAUCGAACUAGGCGCGAACGAAUGGAAAACAUCAUCUUCUGAGAUCACCUUGAUCCGACAACAAUCUAAAAACGUUCGCGUAAACAAAUGCAUUCUUGAGGAGCUGACGAAAAAUUUAUCUGAAAACGGCGUUAAUGUCGACGACUGUCAUUUACUAUGCAUGGAUUGGAAUGAAUUCAAUGGAUAUAUGUAUAUCAUUAAGAACGUUGAUGAUAUAACAGUGGCUUCUUUGGUCCGGCAACUUAUGAUACCUACCCAUUUCAAAGAGGUGCCUUGGUUCAGAGAAACGCUGGCGUGUCUACUACACUAUAAGAAACACUAUUCGAAUUUGGCAAGCAAGUUGGAAGAUGCCAUGCUCAUCCAAGAUCGACGACUGGCAUUUCACAAUAUUGUCGAGAGUUUGUCUAUUCCUUCUGUUCGCACCCCAUCUCCAUCUGUAUAUCUUUCACCGAAGAGGGGCAAAUAAUCGGUCAAUCCACCAUCAUCAACAAGCACUAUGUCAUGCUUCGUAUUAAGGACAACGCUAAAAAAAAUUAUAUGUACACUAUGAGAGAGCUGAAUUCGAUAAAGUAAAGAACAGA